Molecule: messenger RNA, 1995 nt
Organism: Hansenula anomala
Lineage: Eukaryota; Fungi; Ascomycota; Saccharomycetes; Phaffomycetales; Wickerhamomycetaceae
Gene: CLF1
Product: Clf1p
Exons: 1
Coding region: 1-1995 (664 amino acids)
Biological process (GO): mRNA splicing, via spliceosome; spliceosomal complex assembly
Cellular component (GO): post-mRNA release spliceosomal complex; U2-type catalytic step 2 spliceosome; precatalytic spliceosome
Molecular function (GO): protein binding
Source: RefSeq, a predicted model, not a curated record
AUGGAAAAGAAUAGAACUCCUGCUGAGUUUCAAAUAUCUGCAGAGCAGAUUUUACUCGAGGCUUAUGAAAGGAAAGAUGAACCACUGAACAAAACAAACGUCAAGAUCGCUGAUUUAGAAGAACUUCAUGAAGCCCAAAGACGUCAAAGGCAAGAAUAUGAAGAUGCAUUGAGGAGAAACAGAUUAGAUUUUGGCCAGUGGAUGCGCUAUGCUCAAUAUGAGGUUGAACAGAAAGAUUUAAGAAGAGCCAGGUCUAUCUUUGAAAGAGCUUUGGAGAUCAACAGUCAUCAUGUUCCACUUUGGAUAAGAUAUAUCGAUACAGAAUUGAAAUCAAGAAAUAUCAAUCAUGCUAGGAAUCUAUUUGAUAGAGUAACCACACUUCUUCCAAGGGUUGAUAAGCUUUGGUUCCGUUAUGCUCAAACUGAAGAAACAUUAGGUAAUGUCAUUGGUACAAGAAAUGUGUUCAAGAGAUGGAUGAAAUGGCAACCAGAUACACCAGCUUGGGAUGCCUAUAUCAAUUUUGAAAAACGUUACGAUGAAUUUGAUAACGUGAGAAAAGUUUUUAAUCAAUUCGUUUAUGUUCAUCCAUAUGCUGAAACUUGGAUAAAAUGGGCAAGAUUUGAAGAUGAGUUUGGAACGGCUGAUAAUGUUCGUGAAGUGUAUUCUGCUAGUAUAGAUUCACUGUUAAAUGAGAAACUUAUUGUCAACUUUGCCAAAUGGGAAGGUCAACAGAAAGAGUGGGAAAGGGCAAGAGCAAUAUAUAGAUUUGGUGUAUCAAAGUUCCCAAACUCGAUUUUAAUCAACGAUCAAUUAUCACAAUUUGAGAAACAAUAUGGUGAUAAAGAUGGUAUUGAGAGCUCGAUAUUACUGAAAAGAAAGAAAAGGUAUGAAGAUGAAUUGGAUAGUGACCCUCUUGAUUAUGAUACUUGGUGGGCCUAUCUUUCUUUGUUAGAAAAUUAUCCACUUGAAGUUCAAAGAGAAGCCUAUGAGAAAGCUGUGGCAAAUGUACCCACCUCUGUUGAAAAAAACUCUUGGAAAAGGUAUGUUUUGAUAUGGAUAAGGUAUGCCACUUUGGAGGAACUAAAUGAAGAGAUUGAAAAGACAAGAGAAAUUUACAAAAGAUUAACCAAAGUGAUACCAAAUAAAAAGUUCACAUUUUCCAAAGUGUGGAUUCUAUACAGCAAUUUUGAAAUACGUCAAUCCCAUUUACAACAAGCCAGAAAAAUAUUAGGUUUUGCUAUCGGUUCAUAUCCUAAACCAAAGACAUUUAAACAUUACAUUCAACUUGAGAUCAAAUUGAAAGAAUUUGACAGAGUAAGAAAAAUUUAUGAAAAAUACGUUGAGACAUUUGCUGAUCAUGCUGAUGUUUGGAUAGAGUAUGCUGAACUUGAAAGUAAUUUGAAUGAUAUAGAUAGAGCUCGUGGGAUAUUUGAAAUUGGACUUGAGCAAUUGGCAAGCUCGAAGUCUGUUAGUGAACUUUGGUAUAGAUAUGUUGACCUUGAAGUUGAACAGAGAGAGUAUGAGAGAGGAAGAUAUUUAUUUGAAAGGUUCCUUGAGACUGAUAAAAAUUCAACCACCAUUUGGAUCAAGUAUGCAUUAUAUGAAUUGGGUGUUCCGACCCAAGAUCAAAUAGCGGAGUAUGAAAAGAAAGUGGAAGAGGCUGGUGAUGAUGAACUUGAAUUUGAAUUUGACAUUUCUGAAUCUUCAAAAUCAAAGACAAGAGAUGUUUUCGAAAAGGCAUUGACUCAUUUCAAGUCUAAUAACUUGAAAGAUGAAAGAAUCGUCAUAUUGGAAGCCUUCAAGAAGUUUGAACAAGUCCAUGGAGAUGAUUCUUCAAUUGCAAAAAUUGAGAAAAGACAACCAACUGUGGUCAAGAAAGUUAAAGAAUUGGAAGACGGUUCAACUCGAGAAUAUUUCGACUACGUUUUCCCAGAUGAUAUAAAAUUCUCUAAAUUCUUGGAAAAUGCUAAAAAAUGGGCAAAACAGAAUAAAUAG